Molecule: messenger RNA, 3738 nt
Organism: Cutaneotrichosporon cavernicola
Lineage: Eukaryota; Fungi; Basidiomycota; Tremellomycetes; Trichosporonales; Trichosporonaceae
Exons: 1
Coding region: 1-3738 (1245 amino acids)
Source: RefSeq, a predicted model, not a curated record
AUGGAAGACCCCUGGGCGGCGUGGGGCAAGCCCUCGGCCCCAGCGGAUAAGAUGCGCAUGCCAACGUCGACGCCAUCUCCCGAACCCGUCGACCUCGACCCCUGGGCCAAGUCAACAGUGACACCCAAACCACCCCGUUCACCAUCUCCCACACGUUUCUCCCCAAAGAGCCCCAGCAAACUAUCGCAAGUAACUCUCUCCUCCUCGCCACUGAGUACCGGCCUCGGCUUUCAGAGCCGCGUACCCAAACUUGACGGGUGGGACGACGUGGGAUGGGGCACGCCCAAGCCUGCACCUGCACCUGCGCCCGCACCUCCGGAUGAACAUGGUCGACUCAGAUCACCCUCCCUCGACCUCGACGCGGGAUGGGGCGAGCCGUCCAAACCAAUGCCAGCAGAGCAAGGGCUUGAGCGCGAACCAUCUCCCUCCCCGCCCACGUCCACGUCGCCUCGCAAGUCCGUGGAAGCUCUCUCGCGGGUACUAAGCACCGACCUACGUCUGAGCGGCGAGCUUCCCCGCGUUUCUCUUGAGGCGGAGGCCUUCUCGCGGCCGGGUAGCGCCGACCUCCCUCCCCUUUCCGACUCGCGGCCCGGCAGCGUAUCCUUUGAGAGCCCGCGCGUAUCGGAAGACGUCACAUCCCCCUCCCCUCCCGCCGUCCCUUCCGUCGCAUUUGAUACAGCCGACCUCGGCGCAGGCUUCGCCACGCCCUUCAGUCCCACCUCCCCCAAAGAGCCCAAGCUCGGCGUACCCCCCGAAUUGGAGCGUAGCGCGUCGUUUGGAUCUGAUUUCGGCGGGUUCGCCGACGUCGACGUCGAGGACGAAGAUGCUGGUGGUUGGGGCGAUACGAGCUGGAAAGACGAAGGGGGAUGGAAGGAAGAGGCGUACGGUGGAUGGGGCGAUGUUCCGCGCGCCGAGUCGCCGCCGAAACAGACACAGCAAGAACUGGACUGGGAGGCGGCGCAGCGGCGCCUAGCGGCUGCGGACGCUCGCGCACCCCACGAACGCGUAAUGCGUCUCCGGAGGGGAUGGGAGGAAGUCGCCGAGAUUGUCAUUGGCGAGAACAAACUCGAGGCUUCUGAAGAGGCGGAGAGGGCGCUAGAUGACAACGCGCGCACGCUCCAGGAGGACGUGGGCGAGACUCUGCGCGGCCUCACCGAGGUGCCUGAUACGAGCUUCACGUUCGGCCACUCAGCGACGCGUGAGCGGUACGCGCAGGCCCUGAGCCGCGCACCCCCGAACACAAUGACGCUCCUGCGCGCUCCGCGUCAGCGACGCGCUGAAGGCGGCGGACUCGAUUUCGGGCCUGGGUUGGAGGGCUGGGCAGCCCGCUCGCGCCUAGGCGAGCCUGAGGCUGCUGGGCCCGCGAUACAGGCCGAGCCGGAACAGGCGAAGGGAUGGGGUUUCUGGCGGCGGCAGGCAACGCCCAAGCCGCUCGUGACUUCCGGGGGCGGCGUGCUCGAGGUCAAGACCGACAUCGACACGGCGGGCAUCGCCAGCGGGCCGGCCCCAGCGCGCAGCAAGCCGCCCAGCAUCGCAUCGAGACCCGGUACGCCCGCCGACCCGCGUCCAUCGACGUCUGCCCGGGCGUCGAUAGCUUCUGUCCCCCGCGCUGGAUCGAUCUCGAGCCCCUCUCCCCUCUCUGGCCCCGCGGAGCCCGUCCUUCCCCCCGACAUGCCAGACAAAAAGGCCGAGACGUCCCGCAUGUCCCGCCUUUUCCGGUGGGGCCGGAAGGAGGAGAGGAAGGAGGAAGAGGACAAGGACAAGGAGUUCGAACUUGGCGAGAGCGACUUUGCGUUCCUCGACCAAGUCCCUUCGAUGGCUGGGCCGGACCUCCUCGGCGGCGGCAUGAGCAUCGACGAGGUACUCUCCCUGAAGAAGGAGGUACCAUUACCCGCGCCGCUCGCGCCUCCACCGCGCUCGGGAUCGACCUCGGGCAGGCCGAGCAUGGGCGCGCCGCCGAGGAAUGACGCAUUCGACCUCUUCUCCAGCCUUGACUUUGACGACGUCCCAGCUCCGGCAAAGCCAACACAGUCAAGCUCGAGCGGAUUCGCAUGGGACGACCUCCGCGCAUCUACUCCCGCCUCGGCCGUCAGGCUCUCCCCACCACGCAUCGCCACCCCUCCCCUCCAACCUCUGCGCGCCCCGACCCCGCCCGUGAGGGGUAGCCUCCAACCCGGCCGUACGGCCACCCCACCCAUUAUGGGCACAGGUCUCCAGCCGACCCACAGCGCUACCCCUCCUCUCCGCCCCACACUCAAUCCGCCGAUGCCCCUCAACCCACCCACCCCUGAGCGGCCACGGUACGGCCCCUCUGGUCCGGCACUUGGCGCACACGCGCGCCACGGGUCCAGCGCGAGUGGGAUGGGCGGCAUGUCGCGCAAGAAGGCCACCUCGCCUCCCCCACCGCCGAAGGACUUUGGCUUCGGCGACCUCAACUUCGGACUGGACCCGCCGCCUUCACCACCCAAGUCAGACUUGUUUGGUAUGGCGGCACUCGCUCCGUCACCCCCUCCGUCGGGAACGAGUGUGGAACCACUUGCACCGUCUCCUCCCCCUAUGGGCACGGGUAUGGGCAUUGCUGCACUCGCUCCCGCUCAACCACCAGCAGCCUCACGCAUGGGCAUGGGUAUGGCCGCGCUGGCUCCAUCCCUUCCACCAAGCAUGGGCAUGAGCAUGGCCGCAUUGGCACCCUCUCCUCCCCCCGGCAUGGGCGGCAUGGCCCCGCUCCGACCAGGCAUCGCAGCUCUCACACCCUCCCCGCCGCCGAUAUCCCACCCCGCGUCCUUCGCGGUAUCACCACCUCCCUCCGCCUCCCCGUCCUUCGCCCUUCCUCCCUUCGCUUUCCAAGACGGUUCCGUGCCUCCUCCCGCCCUUGAGACUCCCUCCGCUCACACCAUGGCUCCUCCAGCGUCGGACGACGACUUUGGAGACUUUGGCGACUUUGGCAACUUUGAUGCCCCCACUACGACUGAUGAUGACUUUGGAGACUUCGCCGACUUCGGGGACAGCACAAGUGUGUUCAACGCGGCCUCGACGGGCUUCGACACGGACGCGACGCCGGACUUCGGAUCAUUCAACGCACCAGCAUACAGCUCGUUCGGUGCUCCGCGGCCCCAACCUCAGCCAGCCCAACCAGCCAAGCCAGAAAGCCCACCCCCCACCCAGCGUUCCCCCCAGUUCGACCCAUUCGACUUCACGGCCUUCGAGUCCCUCACGCCCGCCAAGGCGCCCUCCUCGGCCGCCCCGACGCCCAUCGCGAAAUCCAUCCCUCCCACGCCAAUCGAGAAGAGCCCGGGGGCCAGUGCCUUCUCAGCUCUGCCAGGACAUGCUUCGGCAGCCGGGGCGUCGUUGAGCAGAAACUCGAGUUUGAGCCGCACGAUGUCUCACUCGCCGCCAGUGUUUGUGCGACCUAUAGGUUUACCCACCGGCCUGACCAAGAGCCGGCAAAGCUCGUUCGCCGACUCUGCUGCCGGUAGACCGCUCCCCGUCGUCGGAGCAUCGCCUACCCCCACCUCGCGGCGCACACCGAGCGUAGACCACCGCGCAACUCUCACCCUCAUGGCGGCCGUUCACGCCAAAGACGGUGUUGGCGAGGUCGCACCCCUCUCGCCUGUGGUGGAACCUUUAUCCCCUCCCCCCACCAGAGGCCCGCAGGGAUUCUCGGCCCUCCUCCCGCCUCCACCUGGUGGUGUGCGCCGUCCAGCGGGCCGCGGACUCAUCGAUCUCCUAGACGACUAG